AUGUCCUCCGAAUCAGUUAUAUUUGUCCCUAACCUCCCCGCUUACAUCGCCCUAACAUCAUUUCAUGAACUAUCCAUAAAAAGUUCCUUCUUCACCAAAAAUAUUGUUGUUGAAGUUUUCGCCUGCGUAACUGCUAUACACAAUGAAUUCCCGGGGCCAACCGAAGAUAUAAUUUUCCAAGUAAUGCUUACUAUGGUGCCUACGUCUUUGCGAAUACUUCUGAUGUUGUUGAUGGUCGUCUGGGCUCGACCUCAGUUCGGCCCAUUCGGACCCGUUGGUGGGCCUAUGGGACUGGGUGGACCGUUUGGAGGCCCAUGGUUUGGUGGUUUCGGGCCACCACCACCACCACCACCACCACCAAUGGGACCAUUUGGUCCUUUUGGGCCAAUGGGUGGAUACGGAUACCGACGAGAUCCAGUUAGAGGAGCGUUAAGAGGUGCACUCUUAGGGGGACUGUUUGGUGCGUUAGCGGGUUGA
Molecule: messenger RNA, 477 nt
Organism: Necator americanus (New World hookworm)
Lineage: Eukaryota; Metazoa; Nematoda; Chromadorea; Rhabditida; Ancylostomatidae
Exons: 5
Coding region: 1-477 (158 amino acids)
Source: RefSeq, a predicted model, not a curated record